Molecule: messenger RNA, 2688 nt
Organism: Schistosoma turkestanicum
Lineage: Eukaryota; Metazoa; Platyhelminthes; Trematoda; Strigeidida; Schistosomatidae
Source: the annotation of a GenBank genome assembly
AUGAAAUUCUUCACAAGAAGUGUAUUUGAUUUACGCAUUGAACAAUUAACUUUAAAUUUAACAAAUCAUUCAAACAAAUCAAUAUUUACAGAGAAAUGCUUCACAUCUAGCAUUGCUAAUCAAUGUCAUUUUAUUUUAGGCAUAUGUAUCACUGAAACAAAAUUUUUAAAUAAUCUAAAUCAACGUAACCAAUUAUCGAUGAUGACAAUGAUGACGACGGCGAUGAUGAUGAAAAGACCAAUUCUAAUCAAUCGUCAAGAUAAUUUAAUUUAUACUUACAAUAAUAAUCGAACAUCAUCAUUCUCAUGGGAAAUGUAUCAUGAUUUAUUACCAGUCGAUUGUGAAAUUGGACAUGAACAAAUUUUAACCGGUUUACUUAAUAUAAAUACAUCGAUUAAUUAUGUAAAUUUAACUUAUCAUAUAAAAUUAAGCACAAUGAUAAAGCAUAAUAUAAAAUUGUUAUUCAACGUGUAUCAUCUUACAUCGAAUGGAGAUUUAUGGUUAAUUGAUCAAUUAUCUGCAAUAUUAUCUAGAGUUGAAUUAAAUCAACCAUGGAGAUCAAUUAAAUUACUUGAACCAGAAUAUAAUUCAAGUAUAGAAAGUCUGCAAGAAUAUACAAAUGAAAACACUAAGAGCUCAAUGUCUACAUCAUUACCAUUAUCUCAAUCAUAUUUUAAUAUUUCAGCCAGUUAUCGUUAUUCAUGUACUUUAAACUAUUAUGGUGAACAUUGUAAUCAUUAUUGUAAACCACGUGAUUCAAAAUUAGGUCAUUAUCAAUGUCAUCCACAAACUGGUGAAUUAAUAUGUAAUACUGGAUGGACAGGAGCAAGAUGUAAUCAAGCACUGUGUAGAAAAGGUUGUAAACAUGGAACUUGUGUUGGACCGGAAUUAUGUCUUUGCACUGAUGGAUGGACUGGUUCGAAUUGUGAUCAGUGUAUUACAACACCCGGUUGUAUGAAUGGACAUUGUCAAUUUAAUUCAAAGCAUACUAGUUACAUACCAUUUACAUGUGAAUGUGAAGCUGGUUGGACUGGAAUGUUGUGCAAUAUAAAUAUGCGUAUAUGUGAUAGUAAUGAGUAUGCAAAUAUUUGUCAGAACCAUGGUAUUUGUAUCAAUCAACCUGAUCCAUAUGGAAUGAAAGUAUUAUAUCGAUGUGAAUGUUUGCCAGGAUUUUAUGGAACACAUUGUGAGAAACAAAUCAAUAAUUGUAAAUUUCAUGGAUGUAACAAAAGAGGAGAAUGUACGAAAGAAGGCAAUUGUAUAUGUGAUUCCAAUUACUAUGGUUUAUUUUGUCAAUUCAAUCAAACAACAUGUAGUCAGAAUCCAUGUUCCGGAAAUUUAUCCAAAUGUUAUGUAACAUCAAACAAAACAACAAUACUAACUAUUAAUGAACAAUCAAAUCAAAUUGUAAAACAAUUCAAAUGUCAAUGUGAACAAGGGAAAUUCGGUGAAAAUUGUGAAUACGACUUAGAUGAGUGUUUAUCGCAACCAUGUCAAAAUGGUGGUCAGUGUGUUGAUUUAAUAAAUGGUUAUCAAUGUAUUUGUCCACCACGUUUCAUUGGUUCACAAUGUCAAUACACAUUAAAAGCAUGUCAAAAUAAUUCAUGCUCUAAUGGUGGAGAAUGUUUAGAUGAAUCAAUCAGUUUUCAAUGUCAUUGUUUAAAAGGAUGGAAAGGUAGAACAUGUCGAGAGAAUGUAAAUGAAUGUUCGGAAAUACCAAAACAAACUGGUCGUCCAUUAUGUCAAAAUAAUGCUGGUUGUCGUGAUCUCUUAGGAUCAUACAAAUGUUUAUGUUCAUCUGGAUGGGAUGGAAAACAUUGUGAAUUGCGAAAAUCAAAUCAAACACAACAUAAUUAUCAUUAUCAUUAUCAAAAUCAUCAUUCCACUACUGAUGAUUGUCAACAUGAUAAACAUGUAAACAAUUCAAUGCGUGAAAAUCGGUUGAAUCAUCGACACAAUGAAUUUUUAAUAUUAUUUAUUAUCUUAACAAUGGCUUUCCUUCUAAUGAUCUGUUCAUUAAUUGGAGGAAUUCUAUUUUUCUGUACAAGUUAUAAACAUCAAAAUUUGAAAAAAUCCAAUACUAUGCCGCCUACUUGUCAAAUGAUCAAUACUACAAAUUUGCUAAAAUCUAUUGAACAUUCAACCACUACUAUGGAAUCAAUAAAGCCUAAUCAACAUAAAACAUCUUGUCAACAAUUUGUUUGUCCAAUACAACAUGAAAAACAAAUUUCUACUAAAAUUAAACCAAUACAAGAUUGGCCUUGUCUUCUUUAUGUAAAUAAAACAUUUUCAGAUAAAAUUUAUAUGAACAAUGAAAAGAAUUCACAUAAAACUUAUCAGAAUCAAACAAAUUUAUCUUUGAUUGAUAAACCUCAGCGUUAUGUAAAAGAAAACGUACAUUUCAAUGAAAACAACAAAGUGAAUUCAGUUUUAAAGUCUAAUAAUACCGCUAAACAUUGUUUGGAGAAACAAUUAAGUUUAACAUUAAAAGAAUGCCCAGAUAAGCAUACAUUUGAUUACAGCUAUAAUAACAAUAAUCAAUAUUGCCGCCAAAAUUCUCGCGCUCAUGAACUUAAUGAUUUAAACAAUUCGUUACCAUUGUCAUUAACAUUUAACAAUAGAUCAGAUACACCACCUCCAGCAUAUGAAAUCUCAAUUGGUUUAAAUACAGUAGUAGUAAAAAAAUGA